Molecule: messenger RNA, 1600 nt
Organism: Drosophila albomicans
Lineage: Eukaryota; Metazoa; Arthropoda; Insecta; Diptera; Drosophilidae
Gene: Naa80
Product: N-alpha-acetyltransferase 80
Exons: 2
Coding region: 450-956 (168 amino acids)
Biological process (GO): protein acetylation
Cellular component (GO): cytoplasm
Molecular function (GO): acetyl-CoA binding; N-acetyltransferase activity
Source: RefSeq, a predicted model, not a curated record
UUGCACGCAAAAACAGCGCUCCACACAUGCGAAUAUUAAGCAUAAUGUUUAAAAAUAAAAAUAUAACGUAACGGCCGCGCGUUUCAAAAUUGAAUUCAUGUUAAAAUAAAGCCAUAGUAUAGAAGGAAGCAUAUACAUAUCCACUCGACAUCGAUUCUUAUUGUGUGCAAGUUCAACGAAGCGUACGCUGUUGUUGUUGUUGUUGUUGUUGUUGUCGGUGACGCUGCCGCCACACAAAUACAAACACAGACACAGAAAUUAUCAUCAACAUCAAAUUUGUAUAUUAAACAUUUUUGCUCGCUCGGUCAGCGGAACUUGGCCCAUUUUAUACAAUUUUUUUCCUCGGUUCUUGGAUCGUCAGUAUUGGGAACUAUAUCAGUCCGCUUUGCACAUUUCGCCGUGGCGCUCGUGAGGAAAUUCAACAACGAAAAGAGCAAAGAUUGCUCGCAAUGGGGCUUCCACCAUUCAAUGUCACGGGCAGUCCGUUCAAUGUCGUUCCUAUACACAAUUUUCCGGAGCUAAUGAAGGAGACCUGCGCGCUCAUCAACUCGGAAUGGCCGCGCUCUGAAACGGCACGCAUGCGCUCCUUGGAAGCCUCGUGUGAUACUCUGCCCUGUAGUCUUGUGCUCACCACCGAGGGAAUGUGUCGUGUGAUUGCGCACUUGAAGCUGAGCCCAAUCACCUCAAAGAAGAAGGCAUGCUUUGUGGAGUCCGUUGUCGUCGAUAAAGCGUAUCGUGGUCAAGGAUUUGGCAAGCUGAUCAUGAAGUUUGCCGAGGACUAUUGUCGGGUGGUGCUGGAUUUGAAUACGUUGUAUUUGUCGACCAUCGAUCAGGAUGGUUUCUAUGAGCGCAUUGGCUAUGAGUACUGUGCACCCAUUUCCAUGUAUGGACCGCGUCACUGUGAGCUGCCCAGUUUACAGAAUAUUAAUAAGAAAUACAUGAAGAAGGUCUUAUAGGCGUCAGCACCCGUAGUAGUUGUAGUGUUGGCUUGAAGGCUUCAGUUCAACUGUUAAAACUAGUCAAAGAAAACAAAUAACAAAUUGAGGUAAACGCUUACUGAUGGUAUUUAUCCAUCUACUGCCGUUAUCCUUUCGAGCGUUUAUCUCAUAUUCCAUUACGAUUAACACACACAUACACACACUCACACGUAAAGCACACACAGAAAACAUUCAUUAUUACGCUCGUGUUGAUUUUUAUAUAUUACUUUCCGCAUGUAUUUUUUGUUACCAAAAAGAAAAAGAAACAAAAAAAAAACAAACAACUUUCCUUGAGAAACAUCGAGAGGCAAAAGUGCUAUAGACAGAAUAUAGCAUAUAGCACAUACCAUCCCAUCUAUAUAUUCAUGUUAAUCUAAUUAUUAAUUAUUAUUGUUAAUUUUAAUUGGAAUCGAUUUUGUAUGAUUUUGUUGUGGUUUUUUGCUCGAACAAAUGCUUUGCUAGACAAUAUCUACCUACAAAAACAUAUAUUUACAUAUGAUAGCUCAAUUAUCUUCCAAUUAUAUAAAGCAUAGCAUAGCAUAUAGAUAUAUACAUAUCGGAGAUGAAACUGUAGCAUUAAGCAAACAACAAAAUGAAAGGCAAUAAAUUAUAUUAAUUAUGUA